This is a messenger RNA of Panicum virgatum (switchgrass), 390 nucleotides long. RefSeq lists its product as uncharacterized. The record is from RefSeq and is a predicted model, not a curated record. The coding region runs from base 1 to 390 and encodes 129 amino acids. The transcript has a single exon. NCBI's taxonomy places the organism in Eukaryota, Viridiplantae, Streptophyta, Magnoliopsida, Poales, Poaceae.
AUGGACGCCAACGUUACAGAGAUCAGGAAACUUGAAAACAAGUUUUCAAGAUUGGAAAUCCAUCAUGUCGUCCGCGACAACAAUGUGGCAGCAGACGUCCUUUCAAAACUCGGCUCCGACCGAGCAGAAGUCCCUCCAGGAAUCUUCGUCCAUGAGCUUCAUCACCCUCAAUCAAUACUUCCACCAAUGGAAGUCGACUCAAUUCCUCAAGAAACUAGUCGAGAGGUGAUGAUGAUUGAAGACAACUGGCGCACUACGUUUAUCGACUACAUCAAGGACAAAGUAUUCCCACCGGGAAUCAAAAAAGAUGACGCAGAAGCAGUACGCAUCAUGCGUCGCAGCAAGAAUUACAUCCUUGUUGACAACAAACUCUACAAACGAGGCGCAUGA